AUCUCCGUUGUUGUUACUCUGUGACGCGUUCGAGGCACUCGCUUUCCCAGAAGGCUGAGCGCGCCUGCGGGCCCCUGGUUUCCUCCUGCUGUUCCUGCGGGCAUGGCGAUUAUGCUGCUGCACAUGGUGCCGUCAGUCCGCGUUCUUAUCCAGCGCUUCUGGCAGCGGCUGGAGCGCGGCCGCUUGCUGGCAGCCUGCGGGGUGCAGAGCCCGCUGUGGGGGCUGGAGCCCGCCGUCCAGACCCCCACUUGUCUGCCGGAGCCGGCAGCGGGCAUCGCAGGGAGCGGCGAGGGGCUGGGCUUCCUCGGCAGCGUCUUGUGGAUGGCGGCGCCGAAGAAAAGGCGUAGCAUCGAGGUGAACCGCUGCAGGAGGAGGAAUCCUCACAAGCUCAUACCAGUCAAGAGGAACAUAGAUGUUUGCCCCGAAUGUGGAAACUUGAAACUGAAGCAUGUUCUUUGUGCUUAUUGUUAUGCAAAAGUCAAAGCAGAGACUCAACAGAUACGGAAGGAAAUAGGUAAAAUGGAAGGAGGACCGUUUAAUGCUCCUACUGUAGAGACUGUAGUCCUUUAUGAUGGAGAAAAGCCCACCGGAAAAGAUGAAGGCAAGCGGAUCAUUGAGAGAGCCAGGAAGCGUCCAUCUUGGUUUAUUCAAAAUUAACAGCAAGACAGAGCGUGUUUGUUAAGAAUGUUUUCAUAGUUAUGUUCAGUCAAUGCUGAUACUCAGUGUGCAUGAGCUUUUGGGGUGCCUGAUCAAAUCACAUUUCAUAUGCACUGCUUCUGUAGCAUGCAGUGGGCAGUGCUUCUUGGUGUUAUGUCUGUCAUAGUGGUCAACAAUUAAAGAGAAGUUGGGAUCAGUCUUGUUGAAGUUCUAUGUACAGUACAGUGACUACUUUGUAUGUUAAUGUUGUAUUCUGUUUUUGUAAAUAUGUAUUUUUAAUUACUAUUAACAAAGGAAAAACAAUCACAAAUACAAAAAUAAGAUUCCCAAAGAAAUUUGUUUUUCCGAUUUUGGCUGUUGGUCUUAGAUAUUUUUUUCUAAAUAUCUAAAAUUAUUGUUAGUUAGAAAAAAUAUUAUUGAGGAAGGAUGUGGCUAUCUGAUAAUUUCCAUUGCUUUUAAUAGAAUCUGUCUGGAUAUCUCUGCAGUACUGAUAUUUGAAAUCCUCAGCAAUUCUCCUGUUUUUGAGUGAAACAGCAGCUGCCAAGUGAUGUUCGCUCUUUUUCAGUGCUAGACUGAAGGUUAUUCUCUCAGUUGUCAGUAUGCAAAAUAAUGCCCCCCGAGUGUGCUGUGAUUACUUCAGCAGAGUAACUAACUGUGAUGCACUUACUGGAAAUCUGGAAGUUGUUUAAGUACUGAAGCUCAUUGUUUGCAACCAUUCCUCUUUUGUAGUCUGGAUGGUCAGUUUGUGCUCAGAAAUAGCAAGGAACAACGUACCUUCCUGACUUGUGUCCUCUACAGAGCGAGGGUGGCUUUUUGGUGCCUAUAGUCACAGCAGCUAGCUCUGUAUUUCGGUUUGGUUUUAGCCACGCACGAGCAUUAACGAUUUAAACUAGUUUCAGUUAACUGCCUGGGCCUAUGCUGUCUUGGUUUGGGGAGCUGUGGUGGUGAGGAAAUAUUCAGCAUCCUUUUACACUUUUUAUUAUUUUUUUAAUUUUUUUUUUUUAUUGUCUGCCUCUCUGUAGAGGCUCCCCCCAAAUUGGGCAGUUGAUCUAGUGCCUGAUUUAGUGGCUGGCAACCCUGCCUGGAGCAGGGGAUUUGGAACUAGAUGGUCUGUGAGGUCCCUUCCAAACCAAACCAUUCUUUGAUUCUAUGAAAGUAAAAUAGAAGUUUUGAUUUCUUCCUGUUCAAAAACCUUUGAUUUUUUUUAUUUCCCCCCUUUCCUAUCACUAAUAAUGAGAAAUGAAGAAAUUAUAAAUAUUCUCUUUAAAAUAUUAAACAAGUCUGUGGAGUAAAACCAUUGAAGUAAAGAUAGGGGACAUUUUUACUUCUCUUUGGAAUAAUAGACUUGUUAUUAUAGACAAACUUAUUAGAACAUAUGUUAAUGUGGUGUUUAUUUACUGGCAACUAGAAGUCUCACAUAUGAUUAGGUGUGAAUCAAAGCAUGCAGUAAAGAGCAUUGCAA
Messenger RNA from Coturnix japonica (Japanese quail), 2119 nucleotides. It is a transcript of the gene MRPL32, whose product is annotated as mitochondrial ribosomal protein L32. Gene Ontology annotation, biological process: translation. NCBI's taxonomy places the organism in Eukaryota, Metazoa, Chordata, Aves, Galliformes, Phasianidae. Gene Ontology annotation, molecular function: structural constituent of ribosome. Gene Ontology annotation, cellular component: mitochondrial large ribosomal subunit. The record is from RefSeq and is a predicted model, not a curated record.